AUGAAAAUUUGAUUGUGUCAUACCAGAAAGUUGGAGGAGUAAAAGUUCGUUCUUGUCUGCAGACUUUGGUUAGUGUUUCUUUUCGAAUAAUUUCGAGUGAAAAUGAAGUAAAUUUUGUUUAAAAGUAUUGAAAUAGUUUCUCUGCUGCACGGUUUAUAAGCUAUUCGCGGCAACUGAGUACAUACAAAGCAUAGCUAAUUGGAUGCAAAAGGGGCCAGUGAGGUGGUCCACCAUCCGAGCAGGAAGGAAGUAGAAGCAGAAAAUGAUAGGCGGACUGUUUGUUUAUAAUCACAAAGGAGAAGUGCUUAUCUCCCGCGUGUACCGAGAUGAUAUCGGCCGGAAUGCGGUGGAUGCUUUUCGGGUGAACGUUAUUCACGCUCGGCAGCAGGUUCGUUCGCCGGUGACCAACAUUGCUAGGACGAGCUUCUUUCAUAUCAAGAGAGCAAACAUUUGGCUGGCUGCGGUCACGAAGCAAAAUGUGAAUGCCGCCAUGGUAUUCGAGUUUUUGUUGAAGAUUAUUGACGUAAUGCAAUCGUACUUUGGCAAAAUCUCCGAGGAAAACAUCAAAAACAACUUUGUACUGAUCUAUGAGUUGUUGGAUGAAAUUCUUGAUUUCGGAUACCCGCAAAACACUGAUACCGGGGUCCUGAAGACGUUCAUCACCCAGCAGGGCAUUAAGACUGCAACGAAAGAGGAACAAGCGCAAAUCACCUCCCAGGUUACUGGUCAAAUCGGAUGGCGUCGGGAAGGCAUUAAAUAUCGCCGUAACGAGUUGUUCCUGGAUGUCCUCGAGUACGUUAAUUUGCUGAUGAGUCCUCAGGGACAAGUUCUAUCUGCUCACGUUGCCGGCAAGGUCGUUAUGAAGUCGUACCUUUCAGGUAUGCCAGAAUGCAAAUUUGGCAUCAAUGAUAAGAUUGUAAUGGAAGCCAAAGGCCGCAGCGGUAUCUCUGGAAAUGCUGACAACGAGGUUUCUCGCUCGGGAAAGCCAGUGGUAGUGAUCGAUGACUGUCAGUUUCAUCAGUGUGUCAAGUUGAGUAAAUUCGAAACGGAACAUUCGAUCAGUUUUAUUCCACCGGACGGUGAGUUCGAGCUGAUGCGCUAUCGAACGACUAAAGAUAUUUCGUUGCCAUUCCGAGUGAUUCCCCUGGUGCGUGAAGUGGGUCGCACGAAGAUGGAAGUGAAGGUGGUGCUCAAAUCGAAUUUUAAACCAUCACUGCUCGGACAAAAGAUUGAGGUGAAAAUUCCGACGCCGUUGAACACGUCCGGAGUGCAGCUCAUCUGUUUGAAGGGCAAGGCCAAAUACAAGGCAUCGGAAAAUGCGAUCGUGUGGAAAAUAAAACGAAUGGCUGGCAUGAAGGAAACGCAACUCUCCGCCGAAAUCGAACUGUUGGAAACGGAUACUAAGAAGAAAUGGACUCGGCCGCCGAUCUCGAUGAACUUUGAGGUUCCUUUUGCACCUUCCGGGUUCAAGGUGCGUUAUCUGAAGGUAUUCGAACCCAAGCUGAACUAUUCGGAUCACGAUGUUAUUAAAUGGGUACGUUACAUUGGCCGCAGCGGACUAUACGAGACGCGAUGUUAAAAAUUGCGCAACGAUAAACAUCAACGCUACAACAACUGGCUCGAUAUUCGUGGUAUUCUAUUGGUAGGAACAAAUGAGGGAGGUAAACUGACACAUUGAUUGCAACGCUGAUAAACUACUUAUUAUAGAUUUUGGUCUAUAUUUUCACAUCGUAAAAUCGAAAAUCGAUCACUUUAAAACACGAAAGAAAAUCAACAAAUCGUUAUACAAAAAGCUGCAUUAAUUGUAGAAUCAAUGAACGUGGAAUAUAUAAGAAUAUAUGAAAAACUUUUGGACACCAUCCAGAGUUAAUAUCUUUAAGGGAACGAAAAACUCCUUACUCUCGUUUUAAGAAGAUUGUAUUACAAAGUAUAAUAAUAUAUUAAUACGCAUAGCUCAUCUUGAACAAAACGAUUUAGAACAAUAGAUAUUGGACUAAUAAUGAUAUAGGUUAUUCUAGUGAAAUGCGAUGGCAAGCUACAAAUAACGAGCAGGAAGUUUGCUUGCUUUCCAGUUUUGCCUCUUUGUAACCUGUUGCUCGUAUCUUUGUGUAAAACGAUUCAGAAUCUCGAAUUUGCUAAAUUUUUCCUUUUACUAGUUAAACACGCUUCUUUGUUUGUACAUACAGCGAAAUUGUUGACAAUAUUUUCAAUCUCUAGCCAUUCCAUUUAACAUUUUAUUUCUGCUAUGAAAUGUUUGUGCUUGUCCAACGGAGGAUAUACUAAUCAAUUAAGGACAAAUCGAUUCAAAUAUGAAUCUGCAAGGCGAUCAAGUCGAAUAAACUGUACAAACGACAACACAAACCCUGUGCAAAAAAUGCAGGAAUAGGGAUCGUUAAUGUAUCGUUGCAACCACAGGCCAUAUAACCGUUUAGAUAUGCUUUUAUCAAACGCUGUGUAUCUACCGCGAACCUGCGUUGAGAAUAUCGAUAGUAAUUGUUUACACCCAAUUCACCUCGUUUUCCCCACAAAAUCGAAGAUAAAGAAAGCAAUCAUCACUUGCAGCAAAUGAAUCAAUGUGUCUCAAUCAGUUUACUCCGGUAUGUACUCAGCAAAUUCACGCUAGAAUCGUUGUAAAAUUACGCCAAAUGCAAAUGGAGAAUUUGUACAUUCAAUUGAUGUAAAAUUUGAACAAUAUAAAAUCCUGAUUGUCCAACAAGGUAGUACAUAGUUAGUAACCGUUGCGGUAGAUAUUAGGUGCAGCAGAAGGAUAAAAUCGCACUCUCAUGGAACCAAGACAUUGGACGAUUUGACGUCGGAACAUUUAUGCUUAAAACAUCUUUCAUGAUACUAUGCAUUAAUUACGCUAGAGCUAUAAACUAUACAACCCGAAAUAUGACACAGUAAUAUACAGUGGAAUAAAUUCAUGAACAUAGUUGUUGAAAAAUG
Messenger RNA from Topomyia yanbarensis, 2946 nucleotides. RefSeq names its product AP-2 complex subunit mu (gene AP-2mu). The coding region runs from base 263 to 1579 and encodes 438 amino acids. NCBI's taxonomy places the organism in Eukaryota, Metazoa, Arthropoda, Insecta, Diptera, Culicidae. The record is from RefSeq and is a predicted model, not a curated record. Gene Ontology annotation, molecular function: clathrin-cargo adaptor activity. Gene Ontology annotation, cellular component: cytoplasmic vesicle; AP-2 adaptor complex. Gene Ontology annotation, biological process: clathrin-dependent endocytosis; intracellular protein transport. The transcript is spliced from 7 exons.